Salvia miltiorrhiza (redroot sage) is the source of this 885-nucleotide messenger RNA. RefSeq lists its product as uncharacterized. The record is from RefSeq and is a predicted model, not a curated record. The transcript has a single exon. The coding region runs from base 1 to 885 and encodes 294 amino acids. NCBI's taxonomy places the organism in Eukaryota, Viridiplantae, Streptophyta, Magnoliopsida, Lamiales, Lamiaceae.
AUGGAGAUGAUGUCUUUAAGUAUUGUUUUAUGGCUCUUGGUGCUUGUAGUCGUGGUUUUUUUAUCAUCUGGGCGUCCUGUUGUUGUUAUUGAUGCUACCCAUUUGAAAGGAAAGUAUAAGGGUGUGAUGUUUGUUGUUGUGACGAAGGAUGGAAAUGAACAGGUUUUCCCAUUAGCUGUUGGAUUGGGUGAUAAGGAGAAUGACAGUUCAUGGUUAUGGUUUCUUACACGGUUGAAACGUGCUUUUGGUGUUUUAGAGAACAUGUUAUUUGUUUCAGAUCAGCAUAUCAGCAUAAAGAAUGUUGUUGAAGCUGUGUUUCCUGGAGUUCCUCAUGGCCUUUGCACGUAUCAUUUGCAGAAGAACCUUGCAAGAUAUGGUGUAAAUGUUGUAGCUAUGUUUCAGAGAGCUGCAAAUAGCUACAGGAGGGAGCAAUAUGAUUUGUAUUUUGGGCAAUUGGCCUUGGUUCGUGACAAAGGUGCAUAUAGGAAGUUGAUGGAUCUUCAUCCUUCUAGAUGGGCACGUAGUCAUUGUAGAGUUCGUAGAUAUAACUUCAUGACGUCUAAUUGUGCCGAGGUAUUCAAUGGUAGGCUUCGAUGGGGUAGGAGAUUGCCCGUAUGCACCUUUCUAGAGUUUGUGAGAACAAUGAUAUGUCAUUGGUUUGCAAAAAGGCGUAGCAAGGCUUUUGCAAGAACUCAACCGCUUACAGAGUGGGCUGCAUUGAAACUAGACAUCUCAGUUGAUGAAGGUCGGAGAAUGGAGGUUAAUGCAAUUAAUGCAUUCAAAUUCACACUUUCUUCUAGUGAUCGAAACUAUGUUGUUGAUCUUCGUGCUAGGAGUUGUUCUUGUCAUGAGUUUGUUCUUGUCAUGAGUUUGAUCUUGACUUGA